GUUGGACUUCUCCACAUAUUCAGGUUUGUGUACGGAAGUGGUCAGCAGGUUGGGAGGUCAGAGGGUAAAGGCUCUUUCGAAGGAGAAUACACAGCCAUCUUGGAUCUAAAGCAGAGAAGGAAAUUGAUGCGGUGACGAAAGGCAUGUUUGGUGCUAGAAAAAAAUUUGUAGAGUUCGAGGUAGUCGAUAACGACUUCACAGAUGAAAGUAUGUACUACAACCAGCCGUCGAUGUUUCCACAUCGGUCGGACAAAGAUAUGCUCUCCUCUCCUUCACCGUCGUUGUCGGGCCAGUUGUCACAGCUUGGCGCAAGUUUGUACGGUCCACAAAGUACACUUGGCUUCUCGGUGAGGGGCAUGGGGAACAGUACGCCUCAAUUAAACAGAAAUCUAACACAGGGCACACAGUUACCAAGUCAUAUCACCCCCACAACGGGGGUCCCCACCAUGUCCCUUCACACCCCUCCGUCACCCAGCAGAGGGACAUUGCCAAUGAACUCAAGAAACAUGCUGAACCACAGUCAGGUUGGUCAGAGCAUUGGGAUGAGUGGCAGGACCAAUAGUAUGGGCAGCUCAGGGCUUGGCAGUCCAAACCGCAGCUCGCCUAGCAUCAUCUGUAUGCCCAAACAACAGCCAGCACGCCAGCCCUUUACCAUAAACAGCAUGUCAGGAUUUGGUAUGAACCGCAAUCAGGCCUUUGGGAUGAACAACUCAUUAUCAAGCAACAUCUUCAAUGGCACAGGGUUUUCUGUUGCUUCAGAUGGGAGUGAAAAUGUAACAGGACUGGAUCUGUCAGACUUCCCUGCGUUAGCAGACAGGAAUCGGAGAGAAGGCACUGGAAACCCAACACCGAUGCUCAACCCCUUGGCUGGAAGGGCUCCUUAUGUUGGCAUGGUGACAAAGCCAUCAACUGAACAGACCCAAGAUUUUUCUAUUCAUAACGAGGACUUCCCUGCACUACCUGGCCCGAAUUACAAGGAUGCUACGUUGAACAAUGAAGACAGCAAAAUUAACUUGAACUCAACAAGCAAGAGCACAUCCAGUGCAGAUGGGCCAAAAUUUCCAGGAGACAAGACAACCUCAGCACAGAACAACAACCAGAAGAAAGGGAUCCAGGUGUUGUCCGAUGGUCGGGUGACGAACAUUCCCUCAGGAAUGGUGACAGACCAAUUCGGCAUGAUUGGCCUCCUGACGUUUAUCCGUGCAGCAGAGACCGAUCCUGGGAUGGUCCAUCUGGCAUUAGGAAGUGACCUCACGACACUGGGACUCAACUUAAACUCACCAGAAAACCUGUAUCCCAAGUUCGCCUCUCCUUGGGCUUCAGCACCUUGUCGACCUCAGGAUAUUGACUUCCAUGUUCCGUCUGAAUAUCUAACCAAUAUCCACAUAAGGGACAAGUUGGCUGCGAUUAAACUGGCCCGAUACGGUGAAGACUUGUUGUUCUACCUGUACUACAUGAACGGUGGCGACCUGCUGCAGCUCCUCGCAGCAGUAGAGCUCUUUAACCGGGACUGGAGGUACCACAAAGAGGAGCGGGUUUGGAUAACAAGGGCGCCUGGUAUGGAGCCUACACUAAAGACCAACGCCUAUGAAAGGGGAACCUACUACUUUUUUGAUUGUCUUAACUGGAGAAAAGUAGCCAAGGAAUUUCAUCUGGAGUAUGACAAGCUGGAGGAGAGGCCUCAUGUGCCAACAACGUUCAACUACAACCCAGCCCAGCAGGCCUUCUAAGGCCCGACCAGUCCAAAGGCUGCAACUGUUCCUGCACAUGGCAGUUGUCCAGGAAGUUCGGCUGCGGUUCACACAGCUCGGUUUUUAUUCCUCGAGGAUCUGGCUAUUUGACUGCGGGGGUCAAUGCCACCAUCAAAACUGCCCUGCCUUUCCAAACUUACAUGCUGCCCAAAACACCAAUACUUGUUCCGUUUUUAUUCUUUAAGUUCCACCUGUUUUUUUUGUUUUGUUUUGUUUGUUUGUUUUCUUGUUUUGAGCAGGGUCUGUGUUAUGUUUACGUCUCUGAAUCUGAGGCCUGUCUUCUCCCAGAAAGGAGGACUGACCUUGUAGCACAGGACAGUGUCAGUACAAGGGUCAGGCCUCGUAUUAACAGUAAGUGUUAAGAAGAGAAAAAAGGCAGGGAAAGCAAAGUUAUUAUCCUCACAUGCAAGUGAAAGGGUGAAAGAAAUGCAAUGUUCAUUGUUGCACUAUAUUUAGUAAUAAAAGAACACAAAAUUUG
Molecule: messenger RNA, 2229 nt
Organism: Betta splendens (Siamese fighting fish)
Lineage: Eukaryota; Metazoa; Chordata; Actinopteri; Anabantiformes; Osphronemidae
Gene: cnot2
Product: CCR4-NOT transcription complex, subunit 2
Exons: 15
Coding region: 144-1730 (528 amino acids)
Biological process (GO): nuclear-transcribed mRNA poly(A) tail shortening; regulation of stem cell population maintenance; regulation of DNA-templated transcription
Cellular component (GO): P-body; CCR4-NOT core complex
Source: RefSeq, a predicted model, not a curated record